AUGGACACGAUGCUGAAUGGCUUUCACCAUGCCCGACCGCCGUAUCAUAUGCACAUGACUUGUAACGCUUUGGACUGCGAGAAGAGGGAGAACCUUUCGCGGUGUCGUAGAUGCAAUAUUGGCCAGUACUGCUCCAAAGAGUGUCAAUUGAAGGACUGGAGCCUUCACAAGUUAGCCUGUCAGGACUGGCGUGUUCCGCACGACUACGCCGUAAAGGCGUCGGGCAACCCAAACGCGUGGGCGGACUUUGCCGCAUGGUCCGACUACCAUCAUAACAACCUUGCGAACGCCGCUUUGGCACAUUGCGCCUCCAAAGGUCGCGAUUCUGCCGAAGACGUUCUGUGCCUCUUUCUUGCAUACAAGGGGCAGCACUCGUGUCCCAUCGAGCGCAUAUUCGCCGUAGAGUCGGCCCGGUUUGCGCCAAGGAACGACUCCGACAUACGAAUCAGGAUCGCAAUACACAAGGUCCUGCAGACACGAGAAGCGAACUUCCGUGCGAUGCAUGACCGCCGGAUCACGGAUGGUCUCGAGACAGAGCCUGAAUGGACGAGAACCUGCAUUUUCUUCCUUAGUUUCGACCCUAAAGCCGAUCGUUGUUUAUACGCUGUGCACUACACAUUCGCGUCGGAACAGCUCGAUGCCUCGGUAUUGCCCAUACCACCCACACGUAUCUUGACGGAGUUAUUACAGGAGGGGAGGAGAGUCAAGGUCUGCUGUAGGAAGAAUCUUGGGAUGCCCCCGGCUCUUUGCUGUUGUGGAGGAUGGACGCAUGAUGAUGUGACCAAGGAGCAAGUACUGCUACUGACCUUACAAGGAGACAACGAGGCAUCAUCGGAUCGCCCGGACUCUACCGAGUUGUCAGCAGCACAAGGAGGCGAUGACGGGACUGAAGAGCAGGCGUCACAUAGGUCAAGAUCGAAGAAGAAAAAGCCAAAGAAGAAAAAGCCGAAGGGACCAUCGCCGGUUGUACCUAAGACGUCCGACACCGCAAUGUCCUCUGUUCGAAAGGAUGUUGACGAGACCCCGAGCGACACUGAGGGCGAUGUCCACUCUACCCCUGAUCCUCCUACGAUGGAUCUGCCUCAAGACGUCCCUGAGCCUGCUGCCGACGCUCCCGUUGAUGUGGAUGUUGGUGGGAAAUUGCUUCCUCCAGAAGGUGGAUCGUCGUCGGAUGCGCCGAUACACGCCAAAGACCCCGAACCUAUCAUAUCCCAGCCCGAGGCACGAACAUUCAAGUACGAUGCGCAAGUUCACACACUGCGGGAACUCUUCCCUUCAUGGUCUUAUGAUGACCUCAAGAAUGUGCUGGUAGAGACGCGCGGCGAUGUCAAGCUUGCCGCCCAGCAGAUUGGAGAUGGCACAGUACAGCAAUGGGUUCCCGUGAAGUCCAAGAAGGAGAAGCGGCGAGAGAAGCAGAGUCUAUUGUCGUCAGCUCGGUUGGAUAUCCGUACACCCACCGCGACUCGCGGUACGCCACCGCCACCCAUUAAUAUGGAGACCGUAGAGGUACCUACUGAACCUCCGGCAAUGAAGGAGACAUAUCGUGCAGAAGAUACUGAACCGACGCCGCAAGGCCACAUUCAGCCGGCGCCGCCAAUCGCACCGCAAGGCGAGAUGGAAUCAGAACCCUUAACAGCGACUCCAUCUUCGCGUGUAUCAGAAACGGAGGCUCUACCUCUCUCGGAACGCGAGCGUACUCUGAGUCCUGUCCCAUCAUCACCACUCGAACCUUCGCCACCUCUCGAACCCGCAGAAAUACAACUGAUACAAAAUGUCGUGCAAGAGCACGACUCGGAACUCGAGGAGACGAUCGCUGCAGCACUUGAUAAACCCAUAGCGCAACAUGAUGAACCUGAGCUCAGCUUUCCGACGAUUGGCUUCCUCCCGCCCGAUCAGGCAGUGUAUUUUCCUACGGAAGUAUUCGAUUCCGAGGCAGCUUCGUCUCACGAGGCCACUCCGCAAUUUGAGAGUGUCCCGCCACAAGAACCAGCUCAUCAAGAGCCCGUCAUUUCCGAACCGACGCCACAGCGGUACCGCAUCCCCGCCCGGCGUCAACCCACGGAUGCAUCGUCGCCACAAUCCAAUCAAACGCACCCGCCAACAACGGAACCGCCCCCUGGUCUUGACGCACCUCGUGCGCAUGAAGCACAUUCGCACACGAACCCAUACGGAGCGCACAUCCAUCCAAACUACGCUGCUUAUGUUGCGGCUUACAACGCGUACGCUGGCGCGUACGGGGCGACGACGAACUCUGAUGCGGGUGUUGUUGACCCUGAGCGCGCGCCGUUUGUCCCUCCGAUAUAUGCUCAGCCUAUGGUGACCAUGCCCACUGAUUCGGGCGCUACCCGGGCUUUGGAAGCCGCCACGCGUGAGUUGAUGGAGGCUACGCGAGUGCUUCGAGAGGCUGCGCAAAGAUACCACUUGGUGGAGGCGGCGGGUACGGCGCCAACUGGAUCCACAAUUGUCAGCCCUGACGUGGAGAUAUCCGAGCAAUCGAGCUUGCGCGAUACAUCUACAGAGGUCGACGAGUCAUGUCCGCCAUCUAGUCCUGUGCCGAGACGUGGCCGUCUUCGAAGAGCAUCGGCUGUGGACAUCGGAGUCGGUGUUGAUCGUGCGGCGGUGACGGAACCGGAGGAAGAGAAGAGAGCACGUUCGCUACAGAACCCUCGUCUGAAGCGGCAGUACCAAGAAUGA
Molecule: messenger RNA, 2694 nt
Organism: Peniophora sp. CBMAI 1063
Lineage: Eukaryota; Fungi; Basidiomycota; Agaricomycetes; Russulales; Peniophoraceae
Source: the annotation of a GenBank genome assembly